AAUUUAAAAUAAAAACAAACAUAUUAUAUUUGCUUGAAAUCAUUUUCUUCAACCCCUUUCUCACUCUAAAAAACUCUCUCACUACAACAUUCUUCAUCUUCAUCAUCAUCAAUGGCGAUAAACUAAUCGGAUUCGGAGCCUCUAACCGGGUCGCCCGCUCUUCACUCUCCGUUUCUCAAUCUUCAGUUUUCAGUUUCUUCGAAUUUUCUUGAUUCUGGUCAAAAAUUGCGGCGCAUCUUCAACUGUGCGAAAAUAUCGCUGAUUGAAGGCACUUUAUAUCUUGUGCUGAGUUUUGUGGAUUUUGGCUGUCAUCUGUUAUAAUACUCAUGCAAAGGCUCCAUUGUUAUCCUGCGUCUGUGCUUUAGGAUCAGUAUGGAGACAACUGGCAAUCUUUCCAAGAAUAACUCCUUGAAACUGACAACUCAGCAUUCAGCUCGGCGAUUAGGUUUUUGUUCUCAAGUGGCAACAGGACAGCAUUCAUCCCCUACUGUCUUUCCUGAAAAGCGUAGCAAAGUGAAGAAGUCAAAGCGUAGUGAAAUCAGUGUCAGCAUUGAUGAUCUUAAGAAAUCAAAGACAGAGGAGCAUAGGAUUGAUAUCGGAGAUGAGAAAUCUGACUUGUUGGGAUAUGAUGUUUUCUCCGGAAAGUUAGUUCUAGACAAGAGAAAGACAAACAAGAGUAGUGACACAAAUACUUCAACUGAUAUAACAAAUCAAGACAGUGUUGAUGCAAAGCUCACUAGCAAGGCACUAGUUUGGGGUUCACAAUUGUUAUCUCUCGGUGACGUGGUUUCGGUAUCUUACACAUUUGGCUUGAGACAAUUUACAGUGCAUGCUUACCCCAUUAAAAGGGCCUCACGUGGCCUUUCUUGCUUCAAGAAAUCAGGGAGAAGUCGGAAGGAUUUUCGUUUCUUGGCUUCCACAAUAGAUGAAGCAGUUCAAUGGGUUACUGGGUUUGCAGAUCAGCAAUGUUUUGUCAACUGUUCACGUCAUCCCUUGGUUUCUUCGAAGAAGCUGGGUUCAGAUUUUUUAUUCAGUGAUUUUCCUCUUGAACCAUAUAUCAAGUGUAAACAUCCACCUACAAUGCUUGUGAUUUUAAAUCCACGGUCUGGACAUGGUCGUUCAAGUAAAGUUUUCCAUGGAUUGGUAGAACCGAUAUUUAAGCUAGCAGGAUUUAAAUUGGAGGUGGUCAAAACAACAGCUGCUGGACAUGCUAGAAAUCUUGCAUCAAGUGUUGAUUUCAAUACAUGUCCAGAUGGAAUUAUAUGUGUUGGAGGUGAUGGAAUCGUUAACGAGGUAUUGAAUGGCCUUCUUAGCAGAGAAAACCAAAGGGAAGCAAUUUCAAUUCCAAUUGGAAUUAUCCCUGCUGGUUCUGAUAAUUCUCUGGUGUGGACUGUUCUCGGGGUUAGGGAUCCAGUUUCUGCUGCAAUUGCGAUAGUGAAGGGAGGUCUAACUGCAACAGAUGUUUUUGCUGUUCAAUGGAUUCAUACGGGAGCCAUCCAUUUUGGGAUGACUGUCUCAUACUUUGGAUUUGUCAGUGAUGUCUUGGAACUUUCUGAGAAAUAUCAAAAACGCUUUGGCCCUUUACGGUAUUUUGUUGCUGGUGUCCUCAAAUUUUUAUGCUUACCCAAGUAUGGCUUUGAAGUGGAAUAUCUCCCGGCAUUGAAAGAAAAAACUGAUCGAGAUGCAGAAGCAUCAGCUAAUCGUGAAGUAGUUGAUAUGUCAGACCUUUACACAGAUAUCAUGAGAAGAUCCAGCAAAGAUGGCAUUCCUAGGGCUUCUAGCUUAUCAAGUAUUGACUCAAUAAUGACCCCAAGCCGAAUUUCGGGUGCUGACUUGGAUACGACCUGCAGUAGCACUGAGCCAUCAGAUUAUGUGCGUGGCAUAGAUCAAAAAUCAAAACGCCUUUCAUCUGGGAGGCGCAAUGUAACAGAGGAACCAGAAGUUAUCCAUCCUCAGCCACCGCUUUCAUCAACCCCAAAUUGGCCAAGAACUAGGUCCAGGUCGAGGGCGGAUAAAGGAUGGAAUGGGUUAACAGCCACACAUGAUGCCACUAGGUCAUCUUGGGGAACUACAGCGGCAAAUGACAGAGAGGAUAUUUCAUCAACAAUGUCGGAUCCAGGGCCAGUUUGGGAUGCAGAACCAAAGUGGGACGUCGAGUCUCACUGGGAUAUGGAAAAUCCUAUAGAAUUGCCUGGCCCAACAGUUGACAAUGAAGAUGAAGUGCCUAGAUUUGUGGAAGAGUGGGUUACGAAAAAAGGUCAAUUUCUUGGCGUCCUAGUUUGCAACCAUUCAUGUAAAACUGUCCAGGGUUUGAGUUCUCAGGUUGUGGCUCCGAAAGCCGAGCAUGAUGACAACACCUUGGAUUUGUUGUUGGUUCAUGGAAAUGGCCGUUUGAAGCUUUUGAGAUUUUUCUUGCUUCUGCAAUUUGGACGACAUCUUUCUUUACCCUAUGUUGAAUAUGUUAAGGUAAAGUCAGUGAAGAUUAAGCCAGGGAAGACCACACAGAAUGGAUGUGGCAUUGACGGUGAACUUUUCCCGGUCACUGGACAAGUCAUGUCUUCCUUACUCCCGGAGCAGUGCAGGCUUAUAGGUCGCUCCCCUGGAGCUCCGGGUAAAUAAAAUUGAUACAGCCCCAUAUAUCAGACUUCAUUGAUUCAUCUUUCUUCAGUUUCUGACAUUUAGGGGAUGAGGUCAUGUUUCGGACAUGCUGGUGCAGAUUUUCAAGUUUGCCGUCUUCUGUACAUUAUGUUUAUGUUUGGUGGCCAUUUUCCGGUUCUUUGCGUGUUAUAUAUCUUUCUUUUACUUGUCCGGUGAGGUAAUAUUCUACUGUGUUUCCUAUUUGCUACUUUGUGCAAGCUCCUUGUUGAGCAGAGUACUGUGCAUGGCAGUAAUCAAAGGAUACAUACGCUCCUUCUAUUUUAAACAGCUUCCUAUUAGACUUAUAUACUGUCAGUGAACAUGUCAUUCUUUGUGUAAUCGUGAUAAAUAUAAAAUUUAUGCACUUUGUUACUAGGUA
Daucus carota subsp. sativus is the source of this 3016-nucleotide messenger RNA. RefSeq names its product sphingoid long-chain bases kinase 1-like. NCBI's taxonomy places the organism in Eukaryota, Viridiplantae, Streptophyta, Magnoliopsida, Apiales, Apiaceae. Gene Ontology annotation, molecular function: lipid kinase activity. The transcript has 9 exons. Gene Ontology annotation, biological process: phosphorylation; sphingosine biosynthetic process. Gene Ontology annotation, cellular component: cytoplasm; intracellular membrane-bounded organelle; membrane. The coding region runs from base 373 to 2619 and encodes 748 amino acids. The record is from RefSeq and is a predicted model, not a curated record.